UUGUUCCACAUUCAAAACUCACCUGCUUCCUCUCAUUCUCUCCGCAUCCUUACCGGAAGCCAACUUCCGAGUGAGGAAGUAGGGCAAUCUAAAGGCCUAAUCAUGGCUCUCCCAUUACUUUUCCUCCUGAUGUUCUCCUCCAUCUCCGUCUCGCAAUCUCACCGCCACCUUUCCCUCGACCACUACGCGAAAACCUGCCCUGAUUUCGACAGAAUCAUGCAAGAAGUCGUGACACCUAAACAAAUCUCGAAUCCCACCACGGCCGCAGCCACUCUCCGCGUCUUUUUCCACGAUUGCAUGGUGGAUGGCUGUGACGGAUCCAUCCUCAUUGACCCUGGCACCAGCAAUAACACUGAAAGAAGCCAGGAGAUCAACCAUUCUCUCUCGGGGGAUGCUUUCGAUGUCGUUGUACGUGCCAAGACCGCGUUAGAGCUGGCCUGCCCUAACGUGGUCUCGUGCUCGGAUAUUCUAGCCACAGCCACAAGGAACCUCAUUAAGCAAGUGGGAGGCCCCUACUACCCAGUCUUGUUAGGAAGAAAAGAUAGCUUCGUUUCAAUGUCGUCUCACGUCGAGCAUGGCCUAACCAGAGCAAACUCUUCGAUGGACAAAAUAAUUGCUAUUUUCGCACAAAAAGGCUUUACAGUUCGAGAAAUGGUGGCAUUGCUUGGUGGAGGCCAUACCAUUGGUUUUGUUCAUUGCAGUGAAUUUGCAAGCCGGAUAUUCAACUUCAGCGCGACCUCUGAGGUCGAUCCGAGCUUGAACCCUAACUUCGCUAAUCGACUAAGGACAUUGUGUGCUAAUUACAAGACAAGUCCUGACAUGGCUGCAUUCAUGGAUCCAAUUUCACCUGGCAAGUUCGAUAACAACUUGUACCAGAACUUGAUGAGGGGUUUGGAUGUGUUGCCAUCUGAUCAUUUGCUGAUAACUGACCCGAGAACGAGGGCAUUGGUUGCAGAAUAUGCAAGGGAUCAGAACUUGUUCUUCACAGAUUUCGCGAGAGCUAUGGAGAAGGUGAGCGUGACUGGAGUCAAGACAGGCAGGCGCGGAGAAAUCAGAACCAAUUGUAACGCCUUCAACACCAAGGCAUAAGUAAACGUGUAUAGAGGUAGAUCUUGCAGGGAUGGGAGAAUGUAUCAUUUGGUGAUCGGAGGGAAAUAAUCAGGACAAAAAAGUAAUGUUACUAGUA
This is a messenger RNA of Daucus carota subsp. sativus, 1186 nucleotides long. Its product is annotated as peroxidase 41. Gene Ontology annotation, biological process: hydrogen peroxide catabolic process; response to oxidative stress. Lineage: Eukaryota; Viridiplantae; Streptophyta; Magnoliopsida; Apiales; Apiaceae. Gene Ontology annotation, molecular function: heme binding; peroxidase activity. The record is from RefSeq and is a predicted model, not a curated record. The transcript has a single exon. Bases 103 to 1089 code for a protein of 328 amino acids.